Messenger RNA from Thelazia callipaeda (thelaziosis nematode), 2082 nucleotides. NCBI's taxonomy places the organism in Eukaryota, Metazoa, Nematoda, Chromadorea, Rhabditida, Thelaziidae. The record is from the annotation of a GenBank genome assembly.
AUGCUCUAUCUCCUGAAAAACGAAGCAGGGAACUUGUCUUGCCGCAUAUCGGAAUUUAAAGUUUUACAAUUAUUUAAGAGUCAUGCUAUUGGUGCAACCAAUGUAACCUUUCAUCAGCAUAAAGUUGAACGAGAAGAACGUGCCAAAGUUCUGGGACGUCAUGCAGGCUUUCGAGGUUGUACUAUAUGGUUUACUGGAUUAUCUGGAGCAGGCAAAACAACAGUGUCUUUCGCAGUAGAAAAAAUUUUGACCGAGCUUGGUAUUCCGGCUUAUGCUUUGGAUGGUGACAAUGUGCGUCAUGGGUUGUGUAGAAACCUUGGAUUUUCAAAAGAAGAAAGGCAAGAAAAUAUUCGGCGUGUUGCUGAAGUUGCUAAAUUAUUUGCCGAUAUGGGAAUUGUUGUUCUUGCUUCAUUCAUUAGCCCAUAUAAAUGCGAUCGAGAAAAUGCAAGAUUUAUUCAUAAUGAAGACAAUUUACCUUUCUUUGAAGUGUACGUCAACACACCACUAAAAAUUUGCGAACUUCGUGAUCCUAAAAAUCUGUAUAAAAAAGCGCGUGCUGGAGAGCUGAAAGGUUUCACUGGAAUUGAUAGUGCUUAUGAGGCUCCAGAAGUACCUGAUCUUAUACUUGAAUCUGGUGUCGAAUCUGAAACAGAAUCCGUUAAGAAAGUGUUGAGUUUCUUAUUUCAGAAGAAUGUAAUACCUAUGAAAGCAUAUGAGCAGAUAUCUCAACCUCCUAUUCGAGAGCUUUAUGCUGAUGAGGAGUUGAAAGCCAAGUUGCUUCAGCAAGUUAACCAGUUUCCAGCAGUACAACUGUCCAAAAUUGAUGUUGAAUGGCUACAGAUACUUAUCAAGUUCUUGUUUACUGGAAAAAUUGUUUAUGUUUCUUAUUUUUGGGUAUUGGCAGAAGGCUGGGCUUCUCCUUUGCCUGGAUUCAUGCGUGAACGUCAAUAUUUACAAUGCCUACAUCAUGGUCUUUUAUUGGAUUUAAAGAAAAAGUGCUCUAUUCCUGGUGUACAACUGCCACAAGACAGUGCGGAUGAUUUGUUUUGGUCACUCAACGAGCCUUUGAAUCAGUCAAUACCGAUUGUAUUACCAAUUAACGAUGAAACAAAAGUCAAACUUAUGGAUGGUUGGCAUUUUUUCGAGUGCGAUAAAGUAUCGUCUCAAAUCUCGCUUAUUUACAAUGAUGACGUCAUAGCUAUCCUAAAAGAUGGUGAAAUAUUUGAACAUAGAAAAGAAGAGCGUAUUGCGCGGCAGUUUGGAAUCAAUGAUUGUAGACAUCCAGCAAUAAAACAGAUUUUAGAAAGUGGAAAUUGGUUACUUGGUGGGGAUUUACAGGUACUAAAGCGGAUCCAGUAUGAUGAUGGUUUAGAUCAAUACAGAUUAUCGCCAUUAGAAUUGCGAAAAGUUUUCAAGAGAUUUAACUGCGAUGUAGUCUUUGCUUUUCAAUUACGAAAUCCUAUUCAUAAUGGGCAUGCACUUCUUAUGCAAGAUACAAGGAAACAGCUGCUAACAAAAUAUAAGAAUCCUAUGUUACUUCUGCAUCCAUUAGGUGGUUGGACAAAGGAGGAUGACGUACCUUUGAAUAUACGUAUGAAACAGUAUGAUGCAGUUUUGGAAGACGGAGUUUUAAAUCCAGAGUGGACUGUCCUUGCGAUUUUUCCAUCUCCGAUGCUCUAUGCUGGGCCAACAGAGGUGCAGUGGCACGCUAGAGCUCGAUUAGCCGCAGGUGUUACAACUUACAUCGUAGGUCGAGAUCCUGCGGGGAUACAACAUCCUGAUACUGGUGAUUAUUUGUACGAUCCUACGCACGGUUCAAAGGUAUUGUCUAUGGCUCCGGGUUUACCAAAUCUGGAUGUCGUACUAUUCCGUGUGGCAGCAUACGAUAAAACUCAGGGCAAAAUGGCAUUUUUCGAUCCAUCUCGAAGUGACGAUUUCAUUUUCAUCAGCGGAUCGAAAAUGAGAAAAUAUGCUCGUGAUGGUAUCGAGCCACCAGAAGGUUUCAUGGCUCCUAAAGCUUGGAAGGUUUUAUCCUCAUAUUAUCAAGAAUUCGCGAAGAAAAAUUUUGAAGAUAACAAUUAA